AUGGCGGCACAGACUCUAUCCUUGGUGCAACCCUGUGGCCUGCGUUUUGCUGGUAGACGAUUGAGAAGUGUGAUUGUAGUCGAAGCUCGGAGAGGAAACUGGAAUUCAAUGAGGCUUAGUAAUUUCUUCUUCUCCAAAGUGUGGAAGAUAUCUUAUCGGUCAAAGCAUAAUUUUCCUGAAAAUUUUCUGGAACAAAUUGAAACGUGUGCCAAUGCUAGGCUCGAAAAUCAGUCGAAGCUGAUAAGUAAGGUUACAGCUUUGGUGGAGUAUGGUAAUGUUGAUGAUUAUUUCGAUAAGAAAUCUGAUGAGCAAGUCAAGAAAGAACUUGAAUUCGCGUGCAAGAAGUUCCCUUCAAUCACUCUUGGCCAUUCUCGUCCCGUGGAACUAUACAGCAAGGAUAGAUCUUCCGAGGAAACAAGAAUCAUUCUCAAAACGCCACCUGAAAACAGUUUCCUUCCCACUCCCACGCUUGUAGGGGUGCUUGAUCCUGACAAUCUUUCCGGAACAUUCCCUCCAGAGCUUCUGAAUGUUGAGUCUUCCAGUCUCAGAGAAGAAACGUCAGAUGGCUCUUCGUUUACGUCCCCAGCUGCAACAUCCGAAGCUGAAACGACCUCUGAUGAUUCUGCUGCUCAUCGUUUCCUUGAUUGUUCUAUAGGCUCUAUGCCUGGUUUAAGUAAGCGGCACAGUAAUCAGCUAGACAGCUAUGGCUUUCACACGAUGAGGAAACUAUUGCAUCAUUUUCCUCGUACCUAUGUAGAUUUGCGGAACCCACAAGUUGUUAUUGAGGAUGGACAGUACUUGAUAUUUGUUGGGAAAAUCUUGUCUUCCAAGGGAAUUAGAGCUAGCGAUAAAAUUUCAUUUCUUGAAGUUGUUGUCAGCUGUGAAGUCUCAGGCAGAGACAGAACUCCAGAGAAUCUGAGUUAUAAUAAUGCUGAUGAUAAAGGAGGAAGAAAGGUUUUUUUUCAUCUGAAGAAAUUCUUCAGUGGUCAUCAAUACACCUGGCAAUCAUUUCUUAAUAGAGUUCAAGAGAGAUAUAGACCCGGGGACCUUGUAUGCGUUAGCGGGAAGGUCAAGGCAUUGCAUGCGAAUGAUCAUUUUGAAAUAAGUAAAUACAAUAUUGAUGUACUUAAAGAUGAAGAGGAGUCCUCUCUUCGAGUCCAGGAGAGGCCAUAUCCUAUUUACCCUGCAAAAGGAGUGUUGACUCCAAAGUUCAUUGGUGAUGUCAUCUCCAGGGCUCUGCAUGUUCUCCCUGCCAAUAUAGAUCCGCUUCCUAAGGAAAUCAGAACAGGUUUUGGCCUACCAUCUCUUCAUGAUGCCUAUACUGGUAUUCACGAGCCCAAGGAUUUAGAUGAGGCUGAUUUAGCUCGCAAAAGGCUUAUAUUUGACGAGUUCUUUUACCUACAGUUGGCACGCUUGUACCAAAUGGUUCAAGGUCUUGGCACGAAAUUAGAUAAAGAUGUAUUGCUGGAAAAGUUUAGAAACCCAGUGCUCAAUUCCGUUUAUAUAGAAGAAUGGUCCGAACUCACCAAGUGUUUUCUGAAGGCUCUACCAUUUUCCCUUACUCCGAGCCAGCUCAGUGCUGUCUCAGAGAUAAUUUGGGAUCUAAAGCGUCCAGUACCAAUGAAUCGGCUUUUGCAGGGUGAUGUUGGAUGUGGAAAAACAGUGGUCGCUUUCUUGGCUUGCAUGGAGGUCGUAGCAUCCGGUUACCAGGCAGCUAUCAUGGCCCCCACAGAAUUACUUGCAAUCCAGCACUACGAUCAGUUGCGUGAUCUACUUGAGAAGAUGGAGGGGGUACCGUCCAAGCCAACCAUUGGGUUGCUCACAGGCUCAACCCCAACAAAACAAUCACGAAUGAUUCGCCAGGACCUUCAAAGUGGAGCUAUAUCGAUUGUAGUUGGAACUCACAGUCUGAUAGCUGAAAAGGUAGAGUACUCUGCAUUACGUAUUGCCGUAGUUGACGAGCAACAACGGUUUGGUGUAAUCCAGAGAGGAAGAUUUAACAGCAAGUUAUAUGGGACAUCAAUGACAUCAAAAUCUGGCUCAUCUGACUCUGAUGAUGCUUCCAAAUCUGAUCUCAAUGACAAUAUGGCUCCCAAUGUUCUUGCAAUGUCAGCCACCCCAAUCCCGAGAUCACUUGCCCUAGCUUUAUACGGAGACAUCUCUUUGACUCAAAUUACCGGCAUGCCACUUGGGAGAUCACCAGUUGAGACGCACAUUUUCGAGGGGAAUGAGACUGGCCUCGAGGAAGUCUACUCGAUGAUGCUGAAAGAUCUGAAGUCUGGAGGGAGAGUAUACCUUGUGUAUCCUAUUAUUGACCAAUCAGAGAACCUGCCACAGCUCCAUGCUGCCGCUGCUGAGCUCGAAACAAUACCCAUAAAAUUCCCAGAGUACAGCUGCGGACUAUUACAUGGAAGGAUGAAGAGUGACGACAAAGAAGAGGCUCUUAAAAAAUUCAGAAGCGGAGAGACGCAGAUACUUCUCUCCACCCAGGUGGUAGAGAUUGGCGUUGAUGUUCCAGACGCUUCAAUGAUGGUUGUCAUGAACGCUGAAAGAUUUGGAAUCUCUCAGCUGCACCAACUCCGAGGACGUGUUGGCCGCGGAACCAGAAAAUCGAAAUGUUUACUAGUUGGCACAAAUGCCAAUAACCUAAAACGGUUGAACAUGCUGGGGAAGUCGUCAGAUGGAUUUUACUUGGCGAACAUAGACCUUCUUCUACGUGGACCUGGCGAUCUGCUUGGGAAGAAACAGUCUGGUCACUUACCGGAGUUCCCUAUCGCUAGGCUAGAAAUAGAUGGCAAUAUGUUGCAGGAAGCCCACAUAGCCGCUUUGAAAGUUCUAUCAGAUUCUCAUGACCUGGACAAGUUUCCAGCGCUGAAAGCUGAGCUUAGCAUGAGACAGCCGCUUUGUCUUCUUGGGGACUAA
Messenger RNA from Microthlaspi erraticum, 2922 nucleotides. The record is from the annotation of a GenBank genome assembly. Lineage: Eukaryota; Viridiplantae; Streptophyta; Magnoliopsida; Brassicales; Brassicaceae.